AUGGGAAAUCUCGUCAUUUUAUCAAAGUUCAAGAAGCCCAACCUUCCUCUGAUGUGGAAUGGGCUUUUCACUUUUGUCUUCAAAAUCUUCUUAAAAGGGUGUUUUGGAGUUCAUCUUUCUUCCGAAACAAGGGGAGAAGUCAAGAAACCAUUUGGUGGUUCUGGUGAGCAUGAACAGAAACCGAAUCCAAAUGAUACGAAGGGUAAUGAAGCUUCAGGAUCGAAAGGCACAGGAAAGUUGAUCGAUGGUGAUGAAGAAGAAGAAGAGGAUGAAGGGGAAAAGCUCAAUCGAAAGUAUCGUGAUAAAGAGCUUGAUGAAAAUCUGCCAAUUGAAAAAGAAGCGGAUGCUCGUGAAAAAGAGCUUCGUGAUGCACAAGUAACACUGGAAACCCAAAAGUAUCUUUUCCCUCCUUGGACUAUGGAGCGAAUUAUGAAUGAAGAUAUCGACAAUCCAAGUGCUUACUGGUUGGAGCCAGUUGUUUCGUUUGAUUUGGAGAACACUUUGGAUUCGUAG
Messenger RNA from Lactuca saligna, 513 nucleotides. Lineage: Eukaryota; Viridiplantae; Streptophyta; Magnoliopsida; Asterales; Asteraceae. The record is from the annotation of a GenBank genome assembly.